AUGCCCCCACGGAAGUCCACUGAAAGUCGUAAGAGCGAUGUCUCAACCGCUCGCUUUGCCCUCAAGGAGGGUGCCAUCCCACAGCACAUCGCCCCGGCUCCCCCCAGCUCCUCCUCGCUCCCGGCGGCAUCAUUACCCACGGCCAAUCAGACCCAGGACGCCCCGGAUGUAACAGAGAAGAAGGGGGAUAAAGACCAAGAGAAGGAUAAGGAGGCAAAGGAAAAGGACAAGGACAAGGACAAGGACCCAAAAGGAGAGCAUAAGGAUGCCACUACAAUCGAGGAACUUACUCUCCCCAAAUCCAUCAUCACAAGGCUGGCCAAGGGUGUGUUGCCCCCAAAUACGCAGAUCCAGGGCAAUGCCAUUCUCGCCUUGAGCAAAAGCACUACCGUCUUCAUAAACUACCUCGCCACGUAUGCCAAUGAACACACGGUCAAUGCCGGAAAGAAGACUAUACUACCAAAUGACGUCUUCAAGGCCCUCGAGGAUACCGAGUUCGGUUUUCUCAAGGAGCGGCUAGAGGCCGAGUUUGCCAAAUUCAGCGCUAUCCAAACGGAGAAGCGCACAUCCUACCGUAACAAAGUCAAGGCCGCCAAGCAGGACGGCGCGCCCUCAAACGCGGGAGACACCUCCACGCUCUCCACCGCCACCGACUCCAAGGCGGGAGGAGACGACGUCGAGAUGGCCGACACCACCCUCGGUGCCGCAUCGGACGCGUCCGGGCCCCGCGCCAAGAAGGCUCGGAUUGAUCCCGCAGCGGCUGCCGCCGGGGACGAGCAGGAUGACGCCGAGACUGAGGAUGACGAGGAGCAUUUGCGGGAUGAGGACGAGGAGGAGCAGGAAGAGGACGAGGACGAAGACGACGGGGCCAGCGCCGAGGAGAGCGGAGAUGAGACGCAGGAUGCGAUUGAGGAAAGAAACGGGGUUGAGGAGCACGACGAGGCAUUGGACGGCGACGAGAGCGACUAA
Messenger RNA from Clonostachys rhizophaga, 969 nucleotides. The record is from the annotation of a GenBank genome assembly. Lineage: Eukaryota; Fungi; Ascomycota; Sordariomycetes; Hypocreales; Bionectriaceae.